This is a messenger RNA of Ixodes scapularis (black-legged tick), 1041 nucleotides long. RefSeq names its product estradiol 17-beta-dehydrogenase 8. The transcript has 3 exons. Gene Ontology annotation, molecular function: oxidoreductase activity. The record is from RefSeq and is a predicted model, not a curated record. NCBI's taxonomy places the organism in Eukaryota, Metazoa, Arthropoda, Arachnida, Ixodida, Ixodidae. Bases 72 to 848 code for a protein of 258 amino acids.
AGUCGGCUUUCCGAGAAUUCCGAAGAUAAACAUAUGCGACAGUCAAGUUGUGGCCCUUGUCUGCAGUAGUAAUGGCGCGGGUGGAUGAGGCGCAACAGGCGAAGGCCUUGGACGGUCGUCUGGCUCUCGUGACGGGCGGCGGGGGAGGAAUCGGGGCCAGCAUAUGCGCCGCUCUGGCCGAGAAGGGGGCCAGAGUCCUGGUCGCCGACAUUGACUUGGACGCGGCGCAGAGAGCUGCCGGAGUGCUGCCAGGUGACCGGAAACAUGGAGCACUCCAGGUGGACAUCGGGAACUCCGCGAGCGUGAAAGGAAUGUUCGAACACAUCAAGAAAAUGUCGUCCGUUCCAGUCAGCAUUGUGGUGAACUGUGCCGGAACCGUGGCCGGGUUCGCUUCGAUCAUCGACACCACCGAAGAGAACUUCGACAAGGUAGUCAGGGUCAAUCUGAAGGGCACAUUUCUGGUAACCCAAGAGGCCGUGAAGGCCAUGCUCUCUGGCGGUGUUCAGCAGGGCAGUGUUGUGAACAUUUCGAGCCUCACCGCUAGGAUUGGCAUGAAGGGCUUGUGCGGCUACGUGGCGUCCAAGGCAGGCGUCGUGGGUUUCACCAAGACCGUGGCCCUCGAUCUUGCCGGGACAGGCAUCCGCUGCAAUGCCGUUCUUCCCGGCUACACCGACACUCCUGCGGCGAAUCGCAUGACUCAGCAGCAGAAGGACGACGUGCUGGCCACCAUUCCACUGGGGAGACCGGGGAGGCCUCGAGAGAUCGCGGACGUUGUGGUGUUUCUCUGCUGUCCCGAAAGUUCGUACAUGACGGGCGCUGUCAUAGAGGUGGCAGGCGGCAUUGCGUAACGUCCCACUGACUGGGAUUGAAAGAGACGUUUUUGUUCAAGUUUUAUUGAAUACUGCAACUGAAUUCUAGCGCUUAGUUUAUUGCCUGAAUGUCAGCCACGUUCUGGCCACACCAGGGAGACACCAAGUGUUUGCUCGAAAAUAUACCGAGACAUUAUUUAAAAUGAAUAAACCGAAUGUCGUUAGGGCACUA